AUGGAGGACCCUGAGAGGACCCGGGGUGCUGGGAUCCCAGCGACUCGCAUCCCACCGCGACGCUCGGGCGCCAUCUUGCGUCCGUUCCUCCGGCCGCUAGCUGACAGCCCCGAAACCACAACUCCCAGCUCCCGGCGGCUCAACUCUGCCCAGCGUGAAGCUGUUGCUCCCCCCAGGUUCCCCGGCGCUAGGACGGGGGUCUGCGGACGGUUGGGGCGCAGAGGAGGGGGCCUGAGGGGAGGAGGCCAGGCGGCCCUGCCUCCUGGGACCAGCGCUCCCAAAUUCUCCUCGGCGUCCGGCCGUCCGCGCUCCCGGGGCCUCGGCGUUCCAAGGCCAAGGCGCCCAGGGCGGCCCGGGUUGGCGAGGCCAUGUUGGGCUCCGGCCCGCACGGCCCCCUCGCUCCGCGCCAGCGCCUGUCACCCCCGGCCGAGGGCCUGCGCGCCCAGACAGAUAUGGGAUGGUGUGGGACUUCUAGGGGCCACAAAUGCUCCUUUUCCUGGAGAUGUGACCCAAGCUGAGCUGUUCCACCAUCUUCCUGACGAUCCGUGCUCCCGUCCUGAAGCCCUGCUCUUCCUCUCCGUCCUGUCUCUCCAGUUGGCUCCCAUUCCACUGGCUGCAGCUCACACAACUGUCGGAACUUCCCUGUGCAUGUUGCACAUGUGUGCUUCUAUCCUGCUUAUUUCAGUGGCCAGGAGAGUGCACAUGGGUGGGGGAUUCGUAAUUCAUUAAUCAGCACAAGGCACCGGACCAGUUUCAACACCAGAGGCUCCACGGGUGACUCAGCGGGAACGCUCCCACUCAAGGCGAUGGACAGACCAAGAGCCCCGUUUGUGAAAUGCUUCCCCAUAAAGACAUUUGGCUUUCUCCUGCCUUUGGGGUUUUGGGUUGUUGGUUUUUUCCGGUGGUGGGGUAGGGGUGGUUUGGCUGUAGAGUGCUCUCCCUCCUUCCUUCCCUCAGGCCUGGGCUGGGACUUGCUGGGCGGGAUACCUAGGGGACCCAUAAGCCUAGAGCUUCCCUGGAGAGUCUGCCUUCAUCCCUCUACAGAGGGCUGCCAGGGAGAGUGCAAAGGAAACAGCUCCCCUCUGGGGCAUGCAGACAUCCCCACUUCGUGACUUUUCCUGGGGGACAGUCCUUUGGUCUCCAAAGCUUGAAUGCUCUAGAACCCGACCAGCAAUUAAAUCAUUUUGUAGUAAA
Equus quagga is the source of this 1194-nucleotide messenger RNA. RefSeq lists its product as uncharacterized. The coding region runs from base 1 to 729 and encodes 242 amino acids. The record is from RefSeq and is a predicted model, not a curated record. Lineage: Eukaryota; Metazoa; Chordata; Mammalia; Perissodactyla; Equidae. The transcript has 6 exons.